Messenger RNA from Spirodela intermedia, 13080 nucleotides. Lineage: Eukaryota; Viridiplantae; Streptophyta; Magnoliopsida; Alismatales; Araceae. The record is from the annotation of a GenBank genome assembly.
AUGCAGUCCAAAAUUGAAAGUAAUGUAAUGCCAUAAUUGGUUCCCAUCAUAGUAAAAGUAUGAUUUCUUUAGUGAUGAUCUAAAAAUUAAGAAACAUCUAAAUUCAUAGAAGAUUGGGUAGAUAAAGAGGAGUUUGAAAUAAAAGUCACAUAGCUAUGCUUUGUAAUGUUUUCAAUUUGAAAAGCAUAUUUUGACAAAGUUAAAUCUUAUAUGAUUCACAUGGAUGAAUGUCAUCAUAUAUACCUGACGUGACUUAGUUGUUGUAUAUUAAACCACGCAAAUAUAAAAUUUAUAAAACUAGAAAAUACGAAUUUUCAGAUAUUUAGAAGUAUUUCUAAAUAAAUAUAUCAAUUAUAAUUCAAUAAAACUUCCAAAAAUAGCGGUAAUUUCCCAGGUCAAUCACAGGGAUGUAAUAUAAUAUUUUGUAAUUAUUCAGAUUUUUUCUCAAUGAAUACGAUUUUCUAUGAGUUUUAUACUAGGAAAUGAAAAGGAAAUAUAUUUAAAAUUCACGAAAAAAGGAAAUAAGGGUGCGGACGUGAGGAUGACGUAAGCGCCCGGCGAAUGCAAAUCGGGCGGAAACAAAGUUCUGCUCGGCGAUUCGUACGUAAGCAAUUACAGACGAUUUAAUUAAUCAAAUUAAGAUCUGUAAAAGCCGGAAGAAUUGUAAUUGAACGAAGUAUAUUUUGGUAAAUUCAAAUCACACAAAGUAUCACUAAAUGAAGCGUAAAUUAAAUUGAAAGCAGGAAAACAGAGUUCCGAUGUCGCGACGGCGAUGCACCAGAAUCCUGAGCGUUCGGGAGGAUCGUCGUGCAGUGUCCACAGCCUCGAAGGCUCUCCUUGGACAAAGACGACGUGGGCAAUCUCUAGAUCUUCUCGUGAAGUCUAGAGAUUAAUGAAAUGGAUCGUCAAGUCGUCUCCGACGGUUGUCACCUGACGGAGCGGAAAAAUGGCAACUUUGCGGCUCUCCGGCGGCUGUCACCCGACAGAGAGGAGCUGAAUGGAGGUAGGGCGCGUGUCAGGGAGCUUCAUCCUCAAGUUCGCGCAGCAAGAGGAGGCUCUUCAUCGCAUCUGGUAUGCUCUCAGGAGGUGGCGACUCGUCUCCCGGUGGAUCGUCCUCUUCCCGACGACGGCUUGUUCGUCAAUCAAUCGGAGAUGAUUUACUCAAUGGAUUGGCGAUCCUUUUAUCGUGAAUCGUUCAGGAAUUUUAGUAGCAAUGCUCCACGAAUCGCGUUGGCGAGAUUUUCGCCGAUGAUCCAGCGAUUCUCGUUGCUUAAUCCUUCACCAGCGAUCUACAAGAAAGUCGCGAUAAUCAGGUAAAAAUAUAUGAAUUUUGACUCUGGGAGGAUUCAAACCCGCGCUGGUUGUCCUCCCCUUCUGAGGAAGGUGUGACGCGGGUUUAGUCCCACAUCGAUUGUGUGUCGAUUUUUCAGGCGAAUAUAUAGUAAUGUUAGCUUUCUAAGCGAAGUCCCUUCUCUCGCGUGUACGACCACUCCUUGCCCCACAGUCGGCUAGCCACCGGUGACGUGGAAGGGGAGUGGCGCACACGUGCCCCUAUCGGUCCAAGCCACUCGAGCCCCUGCUCGCGACUACUCCCCGACUAAGCUUUUGACCCGCUUGCGGGCCUGGCUGGCCAGCGGGUCCCACCUCAUUUUGUCUUAUUUUUAUUUCUUUUUCUUCAUUUAUCUCAAAAGCAAGACUGUAAAAAUCAUAUAAAUUCAUGUAAAAUCACAUAAUUACCGAAAAAUUCACAUUCAUCAAUUGAAAACCACUUUUCACACUUUAACACAAGUAUAAGUCUAUUUAUCAUGAGUUAAGGCUAAAACUAUAUUAUUUACUAAUUAUUAACUCAUGAUAAUGAAGACUUAUGAAUACCUUUUAUACAUUGCACCCUCUAGAUGUUUUCCUAAACUUGAAGCAAAAUGUAGCCAUCGUCAAAUCUUGUGUGCCACUCCCCUUCCACGUCACUAGUGGCCAGCCAGCUGUGGGGCAAGGAGUGGUUGUACACGCGCGAGAAAGGGACUUGCUUAGAAAUCUAACAUUACUAUAUAUUCGCCCAAAAAUUUGGUGCACAACCGAUUUGGGACUAAACCCGCGUCACCUUCCCAAAAGGGGUGGGGCAACCGGCACAAGUUCGAAUCCUCCUAGAGCCAAAACUCAUAUUUUUUUAUCUGAUUAUCGUAACUUUCCUGCAGAUCGCCGGUGAAGGAUUAAGCAACCAGAAUCGUUAGAUCAUCGGCAAAAAUCUCGUCAAUGCGAUUCGUGGAGCAUUGUUACUAAAAUUACUGAACGAUUCGUGAUAAAAGGAUUGCGAAUCUAUCAAGUAAAGCAUCUCCGAUUGAUCGACGAAAAAGGUGUCGUUGGGAAGAGGACGAUCUGCCGGGAGACGAGUUGCCACCUCCUAAGAGCGUACCAAAUGCGAUGAAGAGCCUCCUCUUGCUGCACGAACUUGAGGAUGAAGCUCCCUAACAUGCGCCCCAUCUCCAUCCAGCUCCUCUCCAUCGAGUGACAGCCGCCGGAGAGCCACAAAGUUGCCGUUUUUCCACUCCGCCGGGUGAUAGCUGUUGGAGAUGAUUCGACGACCUAUUUCAUUGAUCUCUAGACUUCGCAAGGAGAUCUAGAGAUUGCCCACAUUGUCCUUGUCCAAGGAGAGCCUUCAAGCCCGUGGACAUUACAUGACUAUCCUCCUGAAUGCUCAGGAUUUUGGUGCAUCACCGACGUAUCACUGCCGCAACGCCGGAACUCUCUUUUCCUACUUUCACCUUACUUUACGCUUCAUUUAGUGAUAAUUUGUGUGAUUUUAAUUUACCAAAAUAUACUUCACUCAAUUACGAUUCUUCUAGCUUUUACAGAUCUUAAUUUCAUCAAUUAAAUCGUCUGUAAUCACUUAUGUAAGAAUCGUCGGGCGGAACUCUGUUUCUGCCCGAUUCGCAUUUGCCGAGCGCUAACGUCAUCAUGACGUCCGCACCCUUAUUUUCUUUUUUGUGAAUUUUAAAUAUAUUUCCUUUUCAUUUCCUAAUAUAAAACUCAUAGAAAAUAGUAUUCUUUGCAGACAAUUCUGAAUAAUUACCAGAUAUUAUAUUACAUCCCUGUGAUCAACCUGGAAAAUUACUACUAUUUUUGGAAGUUUUAUUGAAUUAUAAUUGAAACAUUUGUUAAGAAAUACUUCAAAAUAUCCAAAAAUUCGUAUUUUCUAGUUUUAGAAAAUUUAUAUUUACGUGAUUUAAUAUACAACGACUAAGUCACAUCAAAUUUUUGCGCCGUUGCCGGGGAUGUAUUGCAUACAUUUAGUAUUUUUCUGUUUUUCUCUUAGAGUACACAAAAAAAAUUAACUCUUGUUUUAUUUUUUUCUUGUUGAAAUUUUUUUUUACAAAAAGGGAACGAAAAGAAGCAAGGCAACGACUGAAGCAUACUGAAAGAGGGUAACUGACGUGACUUAGUCGUUGUAUAUUAAAUCACGCAAAUCUAAAAUUUAUAAAACUAGAAAAUACAAUUUUUCGGAUAUUUAGAAUUAUUUCUGAACAAAUAUAUCAAUUAUAAUUCAAUAAAACUUCCAAAAAUAGUAGUAAUUUUCCAAGUCGAUCACAAGGAUGUAAUAUAAUAUUUGGUAAUUAUUCAAAAUUUUUCUCAAUGAAUAUAAUUUUCUAUGAAUUGUAUACUAGGAAAUGAAAAGGAAAUAUGUUUAAGGGUGCAGACGUCAGGAUGACGUCAGCGCCCGGCGAACGUGAAACGGGCGGAAACAGAGUUCCGCUCGGUGAUUCGUACGUAAGCGAUUAUAGACGAUCUAAUUAAUCAAAUUAAGAUCUGUAAAAGUCAGAAGAAUCGUAAUAGAACAAAAUAUAUUUUGGUAAAUUAAAAUCACAAAAACUAUCACUAAAUGAAGCGUAAAGUAAGUUGAAAGUAGGAAAACAGAGUUCCGGCGUCGCGACGGCAAUGCGUCGGCGAUGCACUAGAAUCCUGAGCGUUUGGGAGGACCGUCGUGUGGUGUCCACGGCCUCGAAGGCUCUCCUUGGACAAAGACGACGUGGGCAAUCUCUAGAUCUUCUCGCGAAGUCUAGAGAUUAAUGAAAUGGGUCAUCAAGUCGUCUCUGGCGGCUGUCACCCGGUGGAGCGGAAAAAUGGCGACUUUGCGGCUCUCCGGCGGCUGUCACCUGACGGAGAGGAGCUGGAUGGAGGUGGGGUGCGUGUCAGGGAGCUUCAUCCUCAGGUCCGCGCAGCAAGAGGAGGCUCUUCAUCGCAUCUGGUACGCUCUCAGGAGGUGGCGACUCGUCCCUCGGCGGAUCGUCCUCUUCUUGACGACAACUUGUUCGUCGAUCAAUUAGAGAUGAUUUACUCGAUGGAUUCGCGAUCCUUUUAUCGUGAAUCGUUCAGCAAUUUUAGUAGCAAUCCUCCGCGAAUCGUGUUGACGAGAUUUUCGCCGAUGAUCCAGCGAUUCUCGUUGCUUAAUCCUUCACAAGCGAUCUACAGGAAAGUCAAGAUAAUCAGAUAAAAAUAUAUGACUUUUGACUCUAGAAGGACUCGAACCCACGCCGGUCGCCCGCCUCUUCUGAGGAAGGUGUGACGCGGGUUUAGUCCCACAUCGGUUGUGCACCAAUUUUUCAGGCGAAUAUAUAGUAAUGUUAGCUUUCUAAGUAAAGUUCCUUCUCUCGCGUGUACGACCACUCCUUGCCCCACAAUCGGCUGGCCACCAGUGAUGUGGAAGGGGAGUGGCGCACACGUGCCCCUAUCGGUCCAAGCCGCUCGAGCCCCUGCUCGCGGCUACUCCCCGACUGAGCUUCUGACCUACUUGGGGGCCCAGCUGGCCAGCGGGUCCCCCCAUUUUGAAAUAUUUUAGUUUUAUUCCUUUUUCUUCAUUUAUCUCAAAAGUAAGACUGUAAAAAUCAUAAAAAUUCGUAUAAAAUCACAUAAUUAUCCAAAAAAUCACAUUAAUCAAUUGAAAACUACUUACUUUAACACAAAUAUAAGUCUAUUUAUCACGAGUUAAGGCUAAAAUUAUAUUAUUUACUAAUUAUUAACUCAUGAUAAUGAAGAGUUAUCACACCCCCCAACUUAAAUCAUUGCUAGUCCCUUAGCAAUGGAAUUACGAAAAUAAAAAAUUUACAAAUCUCAAACAUCAUAUUUGAAUAUAGAAAGAAAAAAAAAUACAAUUAGAAAUGAUUCACCUUUAGACACUUUGGAUUCUUAUACCAAGUAUUUAAGAAUGGUGUCAAGCACUUAAAUGUUUAAACACUCCUUGGAAUAACAAUCUAGACUUCACUUCUUCUAUUCAUAUCUUUAUCACUUCUUCACUCAUAGAUGUAUUUGCAAGAUGUUUCAAUUAUCAAUACUCAUCCAAGAAUAAUAUUGAUCUUACAUUUCCCUUUUUCUAUGGCUUGAUUUUUGAAGUUUGCACUAUAUUUCUUCUUUCUUUAUAUAUAGUGGAUAAGUAGCUUUUCCUAUAGACAAAUUUCGACAAUAAGAAUGAUGUCUCACACCCUCCAUGUGUACUCUUCAUUUUCAGGGCUUUCACUUUAUCCACUUAUUUUGCAGCAAGUGUUUUUCUAUACACAAUUUUCGACAAUGAGAAUGAUGUCUCACACCUUCCAUGUGUACUCUUCGUUUCUAGAUUUUUCAUAUUGCUCUCUCUUUUUUUUUUUUUUCGAAAUAAGUGAUUUCUCCUCACAAGUCCUAUAGAUCUAGGUGCAAAAAUCUCUGUUAAACUCAAAUGAUCAAUUAAAUUUUCACAUCAAGUAAAUAUUAUCCAUCAAGAUCAUGAAGUGAAAAUCUAUAAAAUCAAAUCCAUGUUAUCUAUCAUGUAUCCAAAGAGUAUUCCAACAUUUCAUGCUACUAGAUUAUUCUUUUGACUCAAUAAUAAUCUUCCUAGUAUCUUUUGGUAUCAAUCAAUCUAAUUGAUUUAAUUUUUCAUGCAUGCAAUAUGAUGUAAGAAAUUUGUAAAUUAGAUAGUUCUGACAGUUCUGUUUUUUGUUUUCAGUUCUAUUUUUAGCAGCAUUAAAUUUGUCAAAAAUAAAUCAAAACUAUCCUCUUUAUAGCUUUAAUUUCGAAUUUCAGUAAUAUAUGUCUAGGGGAUUGAAAUGUGAGAAAAAGGUCUCUAGAAUUUCAAAUUUUGGGCUGUUUUUUGUCUACUGUUUUUGAUAGUCUGUUGUUCCUGAUAGAAAACUAGAAAAUAGAUGUUGCAGUUUUUCCGAAUUUUAUUUUAUUUUUUAUUUUUUUAGUUGUUGUUCUAAGUUGAAUAAAAUGCAAACACAUGUUCUUAAUCGUCUUACAGCAUAAAUUAAUAAUGAACACUUCACCCCCCAACUUAAAAAUGACAUUGUCCUCAAUGAAACAGAAAAAUCGAAACAGAAUAUGCAGAAAAUAUAAUUUUCAAGUGAAGCAUGCAUAUAUGCAAAGUUUAGCAUUAAAAUGUUGUCAUAAAUGAUAAACCUCCGAAAGACAUCACCUCAACCUCAUUUUUAAUUUUCCACUUCAUCUUACAUGCCUCCUCCUGCACUUUUUCGAAAAAACAAAUACAGAAACAUGUACUGCGAAAUUCUAAGAAAAACAGAGCUUAAAAAAAAAUCAAACAAAAUGAAAUAAAAACCAUGGGUUGCCUCCCAUGCAACACUGAAUUUAAUGUCUCCAGCUGGACUCCUUGAUCUUACUCUUGAAUUUCUUUUAAUAAUAAAAUUUCUUUUUCUGCAAGGCGUUCAUGUUCUAUGUAAUGUUUAAGCCGCUGUCUAUUUACCUUAAAGUUAUGAUCACUUUUAGGAUCUUUAAUCAUUACAGCCCCAUGAUCAUAUGUCUCUUCCACCACAUAAGGCCCUUUCCAUUUUGAUUUUAAUUUUCCUGGGAAUAAUUUCAGCCUAGAAUCAUAUAACCACACUUUUUGUCCAACAUCAAAUUUUUUUCUGCUAAUGUAUUUAUCAUGAAAAUUUUUAGUUUUUUCUUUAUAUAUUCUAUGAUUUUCAUAAGCUUCAUUCCUCAACUCCUCUAGUUCAUGUAGCUGAAAAUUCUAUGCCCACCAGCUGAUUUUUCAUCCAUACAUAAAUUUUUUAUAACCCAUAAUGCUUUAUGCUCUAUUUCCACAGGAAGAUGACAUGGCUUUCCAAAAAUGAGACGAAAUGGGGACAUACCUAUGGGAUUUUUAUAAGCUGUUCUAUAAGCCCAUAAUGCAUCUUGUAAUUUCGUGGGCCAAUCUUUCCUAUCUAGUCUAACUAUUUUUCUCAAAAUUAUCUGAAUUUCCCUAUUUGCUACUUCAGCUUGCCCAUUUGUUUGGGGAUGAUAUGGAGUUGCUACUCUAUAGUGUACUCUAUUCUUUUUCAACAGUUCCCUGAAAUGUUUAUUUGUAAAAUGUGUUCCUCCAUCACUAAUAAUCACUCUAGGACAUCCAAAUCUCGAAAAAUAUUUUCCUGCACAAAUUUUAUCACGAUUUUAUGAUCAUUAGUUCUAGUAGGAAUAGCUUCCACCCACUUCGACACAUAAUCAAUAGCAAGCAAAAUAUAUUCAUAUUUUUCAACUGAUGGGAAGGGACCCAUGAAAUCUAUUCCCCAUACAUCAAAAAUUUCGACUACUAACAUGUUACUCAUGGGAAUUUCAUCUUUUUUACUCAUGUUACCUAUAGAUUGGCAUGAAAUACAUGUUCUACUAAAUUCUAUAGAAUCUCUAAUGAUUGUAGGCUAAUAAAAACCACACUGAAAAUUUUUUGCAGCUGUUUUUCGUCCAGAGAAAUGUCCUCCACAGUUAGAUGAAUGGCACAUGUUAAUAAUGCUAUGGUAUUCUUCUUCAGGAACACAUCUCCUUAAAAUUUGAUCAUUGCCCAAGUAAUAUAAAUCAGGAUCAUGCCAAAAAUAAUUUCUAAUCUUAGAAAAGAAAUGAUGUUUUCUGUUCUUAUCCCACUUUUCUGGAGUUUUUCCAAAAACCAAAAAAUUAACAACAUGUGCAUACCAUGGUGAUGGUUGAUGUUGAGCUGCCAUCAAUUGUUCAUCUAGAAAUGCGUCUUGUAAAGGUGUUGCAUUUAUUCCUGUGUCACUUAAUCUAGAAAGAUGGUCAGCAACAGCAUUCUUGAAACCUUUUUUAUCUUUUAUUUCUAAGUCAAAUUCUUGUAACAAUAAAAUCCAUCUUAAUAAAUGUGGCUUUGCAUCUUUCUUAUUUAAUAGAUAUUUUAAUGCUACAUGAUCAGUAUAAAUAAUAAUUUUAGCUCUCAAAAUAUAUGAUCUAAACCUUUCUAACGAAAAUACUACAGCUAACAACUCUUUUUCAGUCGUGGUAUAAUUUAAUUGAGCAUCGGAUAUAGUUUUACUAGCAUAUGAAAUUACUAUGGGUUUUGACUCUUUUGUUUGUCCUAGAAUGGCCCCCACUGCAUAAUUCGAUGCAUCACACAUUAUUUCAAAAGGGAAUUGACCAAUCAGGAGCUUAUAAAAUGGGUGCCUCAGUAAGUAAUCUUUUUAUUUCGGAAAAAGACUCAAAACAUUUUUCAUCAAAAUUAAAAGGCACAUCUUUAGAUAAUAGCAUGGUGAGAGGUUUAGAAAUCUUCAAAAAAUCUUGAAUAAAUUUUCUGUAAUAACCUGCAUGACCCAAGAAAGAUCUAAUCUGUUUUACUGAAUUUGGAGGUUUCAUUUUAGAUAUAAUAUCAAUUUUUGCUCUAUCCACCUCUAAACCCCUUUUACUCACAAUAUGACCCAACACAACUCCCUCUUUAACCAUAAAAUGUGAUUUCUUCCAACUCAAAACUAAUUUUUUCUCUAUGCAUUUCUCAAGUACAUGCUGUAAAUGAUUUAAGCAUUCAUCAAAUGAUUCACCAAAAAUAGAAAAAUCGUCCAUAAAAAUUUCCAUGCAUUUUCCAAUCAUAUCAGAAAAAAUAGACAACAUACAUAUUUGAAAUGUGGCUGGAGCAUUACACAAACCAAAAAGCAUGUGUUUAAAAGCAAAAGUACCAAAUGGACAAGUGAAAGUUGUUUUUUCUUGAUCUAAAGGGUUUAUAUAAAUUUGAUUAUAACCAGAGUAUCCAUCUAGAAAACAAAAAAAGUUUUUUCCAGCUAAUUUUUCUAGAAUUUGAUCAGUAAAUGGUAGGGGAAAAUGAUCUUUUCUAGUAACUGAAUUUAAUUUUCUAUAAUCAAUGCAAACCCUCCAACCGGUAGUUAAUCUUGUUUGUAUUUCAUCCCCAUUUUUCAUUUUUUAUAACCGUGAUCCCUGAUUUUUUUGGCACUACUUGUGUAGGACUAGCCCAUUUGCUAUCUGAAAUAGAAUAAAUAAUAUCAACAGCCAGCCACUUUAAAAUUUCUUUUUUUACAAUUUCUAUCAUGUUAGGAUUUAAUCUUCGUUGUGGUUCCCUACUAGUUCUGGCCCCCUCCUCUAGAUAUAUACUAUGCAUACAUACACUCAUAUCAAUGCCCCUUAGAUCGUCCAUUUUCCAGGCCAUAGCCUUCUUAUUUUUUCGAAGUACAUCUAAUAAUUCUUCUUCCUGUUCAUCACUCAAAUCAGCUGCAAUAAUAACAGGAAAUGAAUUAUUUUCCUCCAAAAACAUAUAUUUUAAACUAGAGGGAAGAGGUUUCAACUCUAAAUUCAGAUGAUCUUCCUCUUUCUUUUCUCUCAAAUUUAUAUUCUCUAUUUCCUCUAAUUCUUCCAGCACACAGUCAUCAAUAACAUCUGGAUCAUCAAAAUCAUCUAGAAGAUCUAUGGUAUGACAAUCAUAUACUUGUGAUUUCUUAAGAUCAUUUGGUACCUCAAAAAUUUUAAUUUCUACUGAUUGAUCUCCACAUGAAAUUUUCGCAAUACCUGUGAGAAAAUCAAUAUUCAUCUUUGUUGUAUGCAAAAAUGGUCUCCCUAGGAUGAUUGGUGUAUCAUAAAACUGUCCAUAAAAUCCAUUUCCAGCACUACAAAAUCAGUUGGAAAUUUACACCCUUUAACUGUUACUAUCACAUUUUCUAAAAUACCUUUAGGAUGUUUUAUGGAUCUAUCAAUAAAUUGUAAGGUAACAGUAGAAGGUUUAAGAUCAGAAAUAUUAAAUUUAUCACAAAUACUUGUAGGUAAUAAAUUAAUACUAGCACCGGUGUCAAGUAAUGCAUUCUGAAAAGUGGAUCCACCAAUAUCACACGAAAUUAAAGGGGCACCUGUAUCUCUCAAUUUAUAUGGUAAUUGAUUUAAUAAUAAUGCACUAGCAUGCAUAGAUAAUUUUUCUACUCUAGGUUCCCUUUUUGGUGUACACAUUUCUUUCAAAACUCUAGCAUAUUCAAGAAUAUGUUCAAUGGUAGUGAGUAAAGGAAGACUAAUUUGCACAUCUUGUAAAAUUUUCUUUAUUUCUUCAUUGUGUUCCUUUUUCUUUCUUUGUCUAGGCUCUAGAGCUUUAGGAAAUGGAAUGGUUGUCCUCUCUUUCGAAAUUUCCUUGGUAGAAUCUAUAAAAUCUUCUUCUACUCCUAUUUGAUUUUGUUUUGGGUUGUCCACAUUUUCUUUUUCUUCUAAUGUUUGGGGAUAAGGAUCAGGUAAGAUCUUACCACUCCUUAAUGCAUUCACUGUCCUAACAUUUUCAUUUCGUGGGUUUUUUCCUAAAUUCAUGCUACUAGACUCCCCUUGCUGAAAUCCUAUUGUUGGGCGGUUCCCUGGAUUUUCUACGGGCUGACUAGGUAGCUGUCCCUCUUCUCUCUUAUUCCCAAGGACCUCUAUAAUUUGUUUCUCGUGCUGCAUCAUUUGAUUCAUAGUUUGUUGCAUCAUUUGAUUCAUAGUUUGUUGCAUAAUUUGGCUCAUUUGCUGCAUCAUUUCCAUAGCAUCAGGUUGGAUUUGAGAGGGCUCAUUUUUUUGAAAUCUGUUUUCUUGUUUUGGAUGAAAUUCAGAGUUUGAAUUGGGUCUAAGUGCUUCUAGAUUUUGAAUAUUAUUUGGGUCUCUCCAUGAAAAAUUAUUCCUCCAAUUAAGAUUAUAAGAAUUUAAAAAAGGUUCCCUAUUUCUAUUAAAACCGUGAGCUACUUGCACUUGUUCUUGCUUAGGGUGAAAUGAUUGAUUUAAAUUAUAACAUUGAAAUUCAGAAUAAUCAUUUUCACCAUACAUAGAACAUGUACUAUUUGAAUUAAAUUGAGGGUUAAGAGGCUUUCUAAUAUUGUCAAUAAGCAAAUCAAGUUUUUCUAAUCUUUGAUUAAUCUGAUUAACCUCAUUUCUAAGUUUAGAAUCAUCAUCAUGAUACAAUUCAUAAAUUCCUCUCUUCUUAUCCCUGUCAUAUAAUUCAAAAGAGGCUUGAUCUCUAGAAUUUUCACUUAAAUUCUCAUAAAGACUGUAAAUCUCAUCAGGGGUUUUCUCCAUAAAAGCUCCUCCACAUAUAGAAUCAACCAUAUUUCUAUGUUGUUCUAAUAAUCCAUCAUAAAAAAUUUUAUUGAGCUGCCACUUGGGUAUAGCAUGAUGAGGACACUUUCUAAGUAAAUCUUUCAAUGUUUCCCAUGUCUCAUGUAAAGUUUCUCCUGGUCUUUGAGAAAAACUCCAUAUAUGUUUUCUCAUAUUUUGGGUUUUUCCUAAGGGAUAAAAUUUUCGAAGAAAGGCCUGUUCUAUGUCUUUCAAGCUAGUUAAUUCUCUAUCUAAUGUGGAUAGCCAAUGGCUAGCUUUGUCCCUAAGUGUAUGAGGAAAUAAUUUCAUCUUAAUAAUUUCCGGUGUAACUUGAGGAAGAUUAACUAAAUCACAGACCAUAUGAAAUUUUUCUAAGUGCUGAUGAGGUUCCUCUAAAAGCAAUCCAUGAAAAUUAGGGAGCAUUUGAAAAAUUCUUGGAUUUAUUUCGAAUUUAACAGUGGGUGCUAAUGGGACUCUAAUAUUUGAUGCUCUUUGAAAUGAAUCAGGGAUAUAAUGAUUUUUCAUGGCCAUAGGAUUGUUCUCAGUUUGACCUGUACUUCCUUCAGGAUCCAUCAAAAUUAACUUUUCUUUCGGAUUUUUAGUCUUGAAUGAAAUAAUGAAAGGAUUUUCUAGCCUUGGAUGCAAGGAUCUUCUACCAUGCAUAAAAAAAAUCAAUAAAUUUGAGGGAAAAAUUUAGUAAUUGUUACCCUCCUUCAGUAUGCUCCAGUCCUUGCCUUGCUUCUUCUUGUUCCCUUUUUCUUAAAAAAAAAUCAGCAAAAAGAAAAUAAAACAAGAGUUAAAUUUUUUGUGUACUCUAAGAGAAAAAUAGAAAAAUACUAAAUAUUAUGCAAUACAUCCCCGGCAACGGCACCAAAAUUUGACGUGACUCAAUCGUUGUAUAUUAAAUCAUGCAAAUUUAAAAUUUAUAAAACUAGAAAAUAUGAAUUUUCAAAUAUUUAGAAGUAUUUCUGAACAAAUAUAUCAAUUAUAAUUCAAUAAAACUUCCAAAAAUAGCGGUAAUUUUCCAAGUCGAUCACAUGGAUGUAAUAUAAUAUAUGGUAAUUAUUCAGAAUUUUUCUCAAUGAAUAUGAUUUUCUAUAAAUUGUAUACUAGGAAAUGAAAAGGAAAUAUAUUUAAAAUUCAUGAAAAAGGGAAAUAAGGGUGCGGACGUCAAGAUGACGUCAGCACCCGGCGAACGCGAAUCGGGCAGAAACAGAGUUCCACUCGGCGAUUCUUACAUAAGCGAUUACGACGAUUUAAUUAAUCAAAUUAAGAUCUGUAAAAGCUGGACAAAUUGUAAUAGAACAAAAUAUAUUUUGGUAAAUUAAAAUCACAAAAACUAUCACUAAAUGAAGCGUAAAGUAAGUUGAAAGUAGGAAAACAAAGUUCCGGCAUCGCGACGGCGAUGCGUCGGCGAUGCAUCGGAAUCCUGAGCGUUCGGGAGGAUCAUCGCGUAGUGUCCACGGCCUCGAAGCCUCUCCUUGGACAAAGACGACGUGGGCAAUCUCUAGAUCUUCUCGCGAAGUCUAGAGAUUAAUGAAAUAGGUCGUCGAGUCAUCUCCGGCGGCUGUCACCUGGCGGAGCGGAAAAAUGGCGACUUUGCAGCUCUCUGGCGACUGUCACCUGACGGAGAGGAGUUGAAUGGAGGUGGGGUGUGUGUCAGGGAGCUUCAUCCUCAGGUCUGCGCAACAAGAGGAGGCUCUUCAUCGCAUCUGGUACGCUCUCAGGAGGUGGCGACUCGUCUCCCGGCGGAUCAUCCGCUUCCCGACGAUGGCCUGUUUGUCGAUCAAUUGGAGAUGA